Molecule: messenger RNA, 736 nt
Organism: Cajanus cajan (pigeon pea)
Lineage: Eukaryota; Viridiplantae; Streptophyta; Magnoliopsida; Fabales; Fabaceae
Source: RefSeq, a predicted model, not a curated record
CUAUAAAAAAAACCAACCAACUACCUAUGGCUACAUAGUAUUUAUCCUUUUCCACUAACAUCAUAUAAACCAACUCUACAAGGAAACUCCAAAUUCCCUCCCACAAGUUAACCUCCAAACAAUGGAGUUCCCACCACCUUACUCCCUUCCCUGGCAAUACCGUAUCCCUUCUCACCUUCUCUNUCCCUACAAUUUCAUCCCACAAAACUAUGUUCACUGGACAGAAACCCCUGAAUCUCACGUAUUCUCUGCUGACAUCCCCGGUGUGAAGAAAGAAGAGCUGAGAGUAGAGGUUCAGGACUCGAAGUACCUCAUAAUCAGAACUGAAGCAGUGGAUGAAUCCACACAACCUGCAAGGAAGUUUGAGAGGAAGUUUAGGCUGCCGGGUAGGGUUGAUCUUGAUGGCAUCUCUGCUGGGUAUGAAGAUGGAGUUUUAACUGUUACAGUUCCAAGAUCAAUUAGUAGAGGUUUCUACAUUGACCCUGCUGAUGUGUCUGACAAUUUGGAAGUUCUAGCAAGAGCUGCUUGAAUGAACGGUCCUUGUUUUAGGAGCUGCCAUGCAUUUACAUGAUUGUGAUUGAUUUAUGGAAUUAUUUAAUCAAACAUUGGUUAAGGUGCCUUUGCGUGAUUUGGGCUAUGUUCUUAUCUUAGUGAUUCUUGUGUACAACAUGCUUGUAAACUGUGACCCCGUUGUUUUAUAUUAUUUCACAAAUGACAUCCAAGAUUUCAACCCGCA